AUGUCUGCUCUACGAUGUCGCCCGUGGCGUACAUUGGAGACUCUCCAGUAUGCAAGAGCUGCUGCUCAAGCCCCCUGCGCUUGGAUGACCGCCCACAAGCUGUCCAGCUUUAUUUCCAAGCGCGCGAUCAGCUCCAGCUCAACGCGCCCCCAGAAUUCACAAAGCAGCGCUGCAAAGCCGGCGCCACCAGCUCAAACACCGCGUACUACAACCCCCACCUCCGCAGCUACAGCAACUCGUGCUUCUGCGGCAACACCCAGCCGUGCAACAACAGACAACCUCUCCAAGAGCGGACUCUCCGACCAACCCCGAGAGCUCGAAAAUGCCACAGAAGACAAGAUUGAUUGGACACGCUCAUUUCACGGUCUCUCCGCAACCCCAUUCCCCAAGGAAGCAGCGGAUAUUCUUAUGGCCGAGACAGACCCCGAGGAGGUGGAGAUUAAACCGGACGGAAUCCUCUACCUGCCCGAGAUCAAGUACAGACGUAUUCUGAACAAAGCAUUCGGGCCUGGUGGAUGGGGUCUUGCGCCGCGUGGUGAAAGCAUUGUGACGCCGAAAACGGUGACGAGGGAGUAUGCGCUUGUCUGUCACGGCCGUCUCGUCUCUGUUGCCCGUGGUGAGCAGGACUACUUCUCGCCGGAUGGUAUCCCCACCGCGACGGAGGGUUGUCGCUCCAAUGCGCUUGUGCGCUGCUGCAAGGACCUCGGUAUUGCCAGUGAACUCUGGGAUCCGCGCUAUAUCCGCAAGUUCAAGGCGAAAUACACUCGCGAGGCAUUUGUCGAGCACGUGGUGAAUAAGAGAAAGACCAAGAUCUGGAUUCGGAAGGGCGACGAUGUAACGUAUCCGUGGAAGGAGACUAAGUAG
Molecule: messenger RNA, 864 nt
Organism: Penicillium atrosanguineum
Lineage: Eukaryota; Fungi; Ascomycota; Eurotiomycetes; Eurotiales; Aspergillaceae
Product: putative mitochondrial genome maintenance protein Mgm101
Exons: 2
Coding region: 1-864 (287 amino acids)
Biological process (GO): interstrand cross-link repair; recombinational repair
Cellular component (GO): mitochondrial chromosome; mitochondrial nucleoid
Molecular function (GO): single-stranded DNA binding
Source: RefSeq, a predicted model, not a curated record